GCCCCUACUCAUUCUGUCUCAGUCCCUCUCUUCCUUUCUUGCUUUCUCUCUCUUUCUCUCCUGACUCAAAUUCUCUUUCAUUCUCUUGGUUUAUCGUUUUCUCGCCGUAGAUCUCAAAUUUCUCAUUUUCUCAUUUUCUCAUUUUGUCGUCUCUCGCCGGCGAGAGUCGACUCAGAUUCGACACGGGCCGUCAGAUGUGCGGACUUUGACUUGGGCUCGUGAUCCGAUACACCGCCGGAGUGAGCUUCGACGAUGGGCCAGUGCUACGGCAAGACUAUUCCGACGACUGAAAAUGAGCCGAACGCAACCACCGUAACUACCGUCGCCACCACCGUAACCACCAUCACAACCUCCGUGCAUCAACCUCAGAGUACGCCCCAUAGCUCGCAAAACGGCGUCGUCAGCGUGAAAAACACGCCGGCCCGGUCGUCGAACCCUAGCCCGUGGCCGAGCCCCUACCCGCAAGGCGUUUCGGCUAGCCCCUUGCCAGCGGGAGUAUCGCCGUCACCGGCGAGGUCGUCGACUCCGGGGAGGUUUUUCCGGCGGAGGUUCGCGCCUCCUUCUCCGGCGAAGCAUAUAAAGGCGUCUCUAGCCAAGCGGUUCGGUAAGCCCAAGGAGAGCCCGAUUCCCGAGGAGCACGGAGUUGAACCGGAACAGUUGCUGGACAAGAGUUUCGGGUAUGGUAAGAAUUUUGGAGCUAAGUAUGAGCUAGGGAAGGAGGUGGGGCGAGGGCAUUUUGGUCAUACUUGUUCUGGUAGAGGCAAGAAGGGCGAGCUCAAGGACCAGCCUGUGGCUGUUAAGAUCAUUUCCAAAGCCAAGAUGACGACAGCGAUAUCGAUUGAAGAUGUUCGUAGAGAGGUGAAGAUAUUGAAAGCUCUAUCUGGGCAUAAGCAUCUUGUAAAAUUUUAUGAUGCAUGUGAAGACGCCAAUAAUGUUUACAUAGUCAUGGAAUUGUGUGAAGGUGGGGAACUUCUUGACAGAAUUUUAUCUAGAGGUGGAAGAUAUGCAGAGGAAGAUGCAAAACAUAUAGUUGUGCAGAUCUUAAGUGUUGUUGCAUUUUGUCAUCUUCAAGGCGUUGUGCACCGUGACUUAAAGCCAGAGAAUUUCCUUUUCGCUUCUAGAAGUGAAGAUGCUGAUAUGAAGCUUAUUGAUUUUGGUCUUUCUGACUUUAUCAGACCAGAUGAAAGACUUAAUGAUAUUGUUGGAAGUGCAUACUAUGUUGCACCUGAAGUCCUCCAUAGAUCUUAUAGCCUUGAGGGAGAUAUAUGGAGCAUUGGUGUUAUCACAUAUAUCCUGCUAUGCGGAAGCCGACCUUUCUGGGCACGAACAGAAUCUGGAAUUUUCCGUGCAGUGCUAAGAGCUGAUCCGAGUUUUGAUGAUUUGCCCUGGCCUUCUAUGUCUCUAGAGGCCAAGGACUUCGUAAGAAGGCUUUUGAAUAAGGACUACAGGAAAAGAAUGACUGCUGUCCAGGCUUUAGCUCACCCAUGGUUGCGAAAUGAUAGUCGUCCCCUUCCUUUAGAUGUAUUGAUCUACAAAUUGGUCAAAUCAUAUCUCCAUGCUACGCCCUUCAAACGUGCAACACUUAAGUCUCUUUCGAAAGCCCUGACAGAGGAUGAGCUGAUAUAUCUUAGAGCCCAAUUCAUGCUUUUGGAACCAGAUAAUGAUGAACGUGUCUCUCUUCUUAAUUUCAAAACGGCUCUUCAAAGAAAUUCAACUGAGGCGAUGAGGGAGUCGAGGGUUGUUGAUAUACUAAAUGCUAUGGAGCCACUUGCUUAUAGAGCGAUGGACUUUGAAGAAUUUUGUGCGGCCGCAAUCAGUACGCAUCAAUUGGAGGCCCUUGAAGGUUGGGAGCAGAUAGCCUCUACUGCUUUUGAGCAUUUUGAACGCGAGGGUAACCGAGUCAUAUCGAUCGAAGAAUUGGCCAGAGAAUUAAAUCUUGGCCCUUCUGCCUACUCUGUCCUCAGAGAUUGGAUCAGAAGCGCAGAUGGAAAGCUUAGUUUCCUUGGAUAUACAAAAUUUUUGCAUGGUGUCACGGUCCGUAGCUCCAACACCAGACACCAUUAGUUUUAUUCCUUUUUUUUUUUUUUUUUUUUCUCCUUUCUUUCUUCUAUUUCUUUUUAGCCUUUUGACAUAUAGUUUCUUAUAAGAUUCAUGGGUUUUCAGAUGAUUUGUGGGAAUUUUUAUUUUUUGUUUCCUUUUUGGGGUUGGGGUAAAGAAAAAUGUGUAUAAAUGAACAUGUUAGUCAAGCCAGUUGGGAAUUUCGAGCCGAUAUUUUUUUGAAAAAAAGUUGAUGAUUUUCUCCUUGCUCA
Prunus dulcis (almond) is the source of this 2309-nucleotide messenger RNA. Its product is annotated as CDPK-related kinase 3. Gene Ontology annotation, molecular function: ATP binding; calmodulin binding; calcium-dependent protein serine/threonine kinase activity. The coding region runs from base 253 to 2064 and encodes 603 amino acids. The transcript has 11 exons. The record is from RefSeq and is a predicted model, not a curated record. NCBI's taxonomy places the organism in Eukaryota, Viridiplantae, Streptophyta, Magnoliopsida, Rosales, Rosaceae. Gene Ontology annotation, cellular component: nucleus; cytoplasm. Gene Ontology annotation, biological process: intracellular signal transduction; protein autophosphorylation; peptidyl-serine phosphorylation.